Molecule: messenger RNA, 1407 nt
Organism: Closterium sp. NIES-65
Lineage: Eukaryota; Viridiplantae; Streptophyta; Zygnematophyceae; Desmidiales; Closteriaceae
Source: the annotation of a GenBank genome assembly
AUGACAGGAGUCCCUAUUUCCACCCGGCCAGUACCUACCUUCUUCUGCUCUCUCUGCACCUCUCUUCCCCCUCUCACAGCACAUCCCUUCCCCCUACCUCGGCACCUCUCUUCCCCUUCUCAAAUCCACCUCCCUUCCCCUCUCACAGGACCUCUGUCCUCUCCUCCUUCCCCCUCUCAGUGCACAGUCUCCCCAUCUCUGUCCUCUCCUCAUCCCCCCUCUAAGUGCACUUUCUCCCCACCUCUGUCCUCUUCCCCCCCCCCUGUCCUCUCCUCUCCACCUUCCCCCUCUCAGUGCACCUUCUCCCCCACCUCUGCCCUCUCCUUCUUUCCCCUAUCGGAGCACCUUCCCUCCCCCCUCUGUCGUCGCACAUUCUUUCCCCCCUCUGUCCCCUAUCGGAGCACCUACCAUCCCCCCUCUGCCCUCUCCUUCUUUCCCCUAUUGGAGCAACUUCCUUCCCCCCUCUGUCCUCGCCUUCUCCCCCCCUCUGUCCUCUCAUCCUUCCCCCUCUCAGUGCACCUUCUCCCCAUCUCUGUCCUCUCCUCCUUCCCCCUCUCAACGCACCUUCUCCCCCCCUCCGUCCUCUCAGCCUUCCCCCUCUCAGAGCAGGCGCUAUACGCGUCACCUCCCUUCCCCCACCCUCCUCACAUCGCUUCCCCCACCCAUUCCCCCUCUCACAGCACCUCCCUUCCCCCACCCAUCUCACCUCCCUUCCCCCUCUCUAGUAGAGCCUCCCUUCCCCCUCUAACAGCACCUCCCUUCCCCCACCCACAGCAUCUCCCUUCCCCCUCUCACAGCUGCUACCUUCCCCCUCUUACAGCUCCUACCUUCCCCCUCUCACAGCUCCUCCCUUCCCCCUCUCACAGCACCUCCCAUCCCCCACCCACAGAAUCUCCCUUCCCCCACCCACAGCAUCUCCCUUCCCCCUCUCACAGCUCCUCCCUUCCCCCUCUUACAGCUCCUACCUUCCCCCUCUCACAGCUCCUCCCUUCCCCCACCCACAUCAUCUCCCUUCCCCCUCUCACAGCUCCUCACUUCCCACACACAGCAUCUCCAUUCCCCAUAUCACAGCUCGUCCAUUCCCCCUCUCGCUGCUCCUCCCUUCCCCGUUCCGCCUCUCAUUCCGCAUCUGAAGCCGCCUCUCCUUCCGCCUCUCAUUCCGCCCCUCCUUCCGCAUCUCACUCCGGCUCUCGCGUCGCCUCUCAUUCCGGGUUUCUUUCCGCCCCUCAAAACGCCUCUCAUUACGCCUAUCUAUUCGCAUCAUCCCGCCUCUCAAUCCGCCUCUCAUCCCGCCUUACACGCCGCCUGUCGUUCCGCCUCUCGUUCCGCCUCUCAUUCCGCCUCUCGUUCCGCCUCUUUUUCCGCCUCUCAUUCCGCCUCACAUUCCGCCUCUCAUUCCGCCUAUAA